CCCUAGGUACUACCUACCCACUUCUACAUUUCUUGUAAAUAAAAUAUUCCAUAUUUUCUCCCAAAAGCAAUAGCGACGAGUAAUUAAAAAAUGGCAAAGAAGUUGCUGCUGCUGCUGCUGCUGCUUCUUUUACUUAUAUUGAGUCCACAUGCAAAUUCUGGUUCCAUUGUCAAGUUUCUUCCUGGUUUUGAAGGUCCUCUUCCCUUCGAGCUAGAAACCGGGUAUAUUGGUGUUGGUGAAGAAGAAGAAGUGCAAUUGUUUUACUACUUUAUAAAAUCUGAGAAGAAUCCAAAAGAAGACCCUCUUCUUCUCUGGUUAAGCGGUGGGCCUGGUUGCUCUUCUAUCUCUGGUCUUCUUUUGGAAAACGGACCUGUGACUUUAAAGGUUGAUGGUUACAAUGGAGGUAGCCCCACCUUGGUUUCUACUACAUAUGCAUGGACAAAGGUGGCGAACAUGAUGUUCUUGGACCAGCCUGUUGGGACUGGCUUCUCCUACGCCACAACUCAACUUCUUGAUACACCAAGUGACUCUGGAGAAGCUAAGCGGAUCCAUGAGUUUCUUCGUAAGUGGCUAAGCAAGCAUACAGAGUUUAUAUCGAAUCCAUUCUAUGUCGGCGGAGAUUCGUAUUCUGGUAUGGUUGUUCGGGCCACCAUUCAAGAAAUCUCUAAAGGAAAUGAUCUUGGAUUCGAACAUGAGAUAAAUCUUCAGGGUUAUGUGCUAGGAAACCCGGCAACAAACACCGAGUGUGAAAAGAAUUAUCAAAUUCCAUUUGCUCAUGGAAUGGCAUUGAUCUCUGAUGAACUCUACGAGUCGUUGACGAGAAGCUGCAAAGGAAAUUAUGCAAAUGUAGAUCCACUUAGCACAGAAUGCUUGAACCUCAUUGAAGAAUUCCAAAAGUGUAUUUCAGGAAUAAAUUUGGCUUUUAUUUUAGAACCACUGUGCAAAGUGGCGUCGUCCCCAAGAAGAUACAUUGAAGAACUCGUCCUUGCAAACCCUUGGGUUCCAUCUACUGAUUGCUAUACAUAUACAGACUUGAUAUCUUCCCGCUGGGCCAAUAAUGAGAGCGUUCGUGAAGCACUUCAUGUGGUAAAGGGAAGUAUAGGAAAAUGGGUACGAUGUUAUGUGGAGAUUCCUUAUAAUAAGAACAUUAAAAGCAGUGUACCAUACCAUAUGAAUAACAGUAUCAAAGGCUACCGAUCUCUCAUCUAUAGUGGUGAUCACGACAUAGAGGUGCCGUUCCUCUCAACACAAGCAUGGAUAAGAUCUCUUAAUUAUUCCAUUACUGAUAAUUGGAGGCCAUGGAUGAUAAACAAUCAAGUUGCUGGAUACACUCAAACUUAUGCCAAUAAAAUGACAUUUGCUACUGUCAAAGGAGGUGGACAUACAGCAGAAUAUAAACCAAAUGAAAGCUUUAUCUUGUUUCAGAGGUGGAUAAGUGGCCAACUUCUUUAAAAUCCUUCUUAAUUUGCUAGAAAAUUUGAUAAUAUCAUAAUAAUCAUGUUGUUAUUUGUAAAAUUGCUGUAAAAUCUUUAUAAUGUAAAUGAAUUUAAGCUAAAUAAAAAACACAACGUCGAGUGAUGGGUUUUAUCUCUUUAA
This is a messenger RNA of Arabidopsis lyrata subsp. lyrata, 1596 nucleotides long. RefSeq names its product serine carboxypeptidase-like 13. NCBI's taxonomy places the organism in Eukaryota, Viridiplantae, Streptophyta, Magnoliopsida, Brassicales, Brassicaceae. Gene Ontology annotation, molecular function: serine-type carboxypeptidase activity; acyltransferase activity, transferring groups other than amino-acyl groups. The record is from RefSeq and is a predicted model, not a curated record. The coding region runs from base 91 to 1452 and encodes 453 amino acids. The transcript is spliced from 13 exons. Gene Ontology annotation, biological process: secondary metabolic process; proteolysis.